Messenger RNA from Elaeis guineensis (African oil palm), 522 nucleotides. RefSeq names its product defensin-like protein 1. Gene Ontology annotation, biological process: defense response. The record is from RefSeq and is a predicted model, not a curated record. Lineage: Eukaryota; Viridiplantae; Streptophyta; Magnoliopsida; Arecales; Arecaceae.
CUAUAGAUUAGUUGAGAAGCCUCUGCAAGCAAAGUGCUAGGGAUGGAGAGAAAUCAUGUGCCUACAGGAUUGGUGUUCUUGCUGCUAAUAUUGUUUACCUCAGAGAUGAUGACAAUUGCCAGUGCAAGGCUGUGCGAGUCGCAAAGCCACACGUACAGGGGAACGUGCACCAACAACCAUAACUGCGCCAUCGUAUGCCAAAGAGAGGGCAGGGGAUUCACUGGUGGCAGGUGCAGGGGAUUCUGGCGAAGAUGCUACUGUACCAAGAUAUGUUAGAUGGUGCAUCUCACGCUAGCAUCAAAGCUUUUCUGCGUCGGUCUGCUUAAUUUAUAAGAUAGGAUAUUAUGCAAGUGAGAAAAUUAUUCUCGUUGGUCGUUCUUGUCUGGGAUAUGCUAUGAGGUUUCUAGUUUUUGAGUAUUCCUAUCUGGGAUAGGGUAUAUUGUAAGAAUAUUACUUUGGAUUGUUUAAUUUCUGCCUCCUGAUAUGUAAGAAAAAAAUCUCUACAGAUUUUUUCUUUCUUCU